Molecule: messenger RNA, 5622 nt
Organism: Daphnia carinata
Lineage: Eukaryota; Metazoa; Arthropoda; Branchiopoda; Diplostraca; Daphniidae
Product: SLIT-ROBO Rho GTPase-activating protein 1-like
Exons: 15
Coding region: 865-5076 (1403 amino acids)
Biological process (GO): signal transduction; negative regulation of cell migration
Cellular component (GO): cytoplasm
Molecular function (GO): protein binding
Source: RefSeq, a predicted model, not a curated record
UUAAUGAUAGAAAGUGACCCGUUGGGACAAGGCUAAUCUCAUCGUUAUUUUGAGUUGCUCGUGAAAGCGAACAAUUACAACGAGAGAAAACCUAAUCAAAAUCGUGUGCAUCAUCGUAAUAAUUGAGAGAGAGAGAAAGACAUCGAAAAGGCCGAAAAAGAAAGUCGAGUUUGAAUUGGGCCACAAGAGGCGCUGUCAUCGCGCGUCCAUAGAAGAGUGUCUAUUAAGAUUCUAUUCCAUGAUACAUCUGAGCGCAUACCGUACGUGCCUCUACUCUCUCUGCCUUUUUUUAGUGAGAAACGAAACACACACAAUUUCGGAAUAGGCGGGACAUUGGGUCUUGGUUGCGUGGCCUGCAGGCACACGACACCACUAGCCGGAUUCACGCCCUGUGGCGUUGCCGGGGAUAAAAUAACACAGAGUGUGUGUGUGUGUGUCGUAGAUACUAUUGCCAGAGGAGGUUUUUGAGCAUUUUCAAAAAGCUCCGUCGACGCAGUAGACAGUGCAGUCGUGCUACGAGCUACACGUGCCCAUGCGGUGGUCGGUCUAUUUCCAAAUUUCUCCCUGGUCGAUUGUUACAGUCGCCUAAAUUCUGUUCGAGGGUGGAAACAAGACAAACACAAACUGCAGCCGUCUGUGACGAGAACAUCCGUUGUUGGCCUGUCUUGUUUGAAAGCAUUAUCGGUGACGACAAGUGAAUGCGUUGACAUGAGGCGCAGCAGUUUGCCAGUCAGCCAUCUUUAAAUUGUAGGCCUCUCUUGGGCCUUGUUGAUUUCCCAAAGUCGAGGAACAGACACAGAUUUUGAUCGUCAUUUCUGGUGCUAGUGUUUUCGAGGGAUCGAGUUGUAGAAUUUUCUUAUCAACAUGGCAAAGAGUCCAGUGAUACAAAUGCAGAACUGGUUUCUCAACAAUCAGCAUCAGUGGUGGUGCGGACCGUCGAUGAGCUACGGGCACGACCAGUCGGCCUGGUUCGAGUACACGGAAGCACUUCAAGAUGCUACAGAUAUUCGGACACAAUUGAAUGAGCAACUGCGAUGUCUCGACUACCGGAUGGAGACGCAGAUUUCGGUGGUUGGCGAACUGCAGGAUUUCUUUCGACGACGAGCUGAAGUGGAGCUCGACUACAGCAAGAACCUGGACAAGCUAUCCAAAAGUUUAUCUGCCCGCCACAAGGAACAAAAGCAAAAAAGAGAGCAGUGGCACUUGUUUUCCAGCUACGCCUCGUGGCAGCAUCUGGUGGCGCAGACGAAACGUCAAGCUCGGGAUCACGCCCUACUGAGCGACAUCUACGCCAAUACAGUCAUCCAACGCCUCGGCCAGGUCACCGAAGAAGUCCAGCGCAUUUACCGACGCUGUCGCGAAGUAGGCUAUGAGAGUCACGAAGAGCUGUUGAAGGUGCUACACGAAUUACACGCGGCCAUGAAGACGUCGCAGAUGUACCAGCUUGAGCAGAGACAAGCCGAAACGAAGCUACGCUACGUCGAAGCGCAGCGACAGAAACUGGAAUCGUCGAUCGCUCGUGAAAAGCUGGAAAAAUCGAAAAAAUUCAAACUGAUCGAAAAAGAAAUCGCCAAACGACGGGCCAAAUUCAACGACGCCCACCUCAAGGCCCUGAAAGCCCGCAACGAGUACGUCCUCUGCAUGGACGCUGCAAAUUCGGCCGUCCACAAGUACUUUAUCGACGAUCUCUCCGACAUAAUUGAUUGUAUGGACAUCGGGUUCCAUAAUUGCGUCGGCCGAGCACUCCAAGUUCACGUUUCGGCCGAAGAAAACAUUCGACGUUCCUUACAAAUUAGCGUUGACGGCAUGAAUAAAUGUCUGAGUAAUUUAGACUCGAGGGCGGAUAAGCAACGCUUCCUGGAAGCCAAUCACGCAGCCUUCAUGAUUCCCAAAAAGUUUGACGCGGCCACCUAUCAGAACAAGAUUGACGAGGGAGGUUUCGAAUUGAUGAUGGUACCGCAGGUGCGUGAGGAAUUUGAGUCGCGCUACUUGCAGCUGCACAAACGGCUGACCUCGCUGCGGGCCGAGUCGGAGGAGGUGUGGAAGACGCUUGAAACGGCGGAGAGCUCGCUCAUGGAGAUGAUCUCGGCCAAGGACUACGACGUCACACCGUAUUUCACCGUCGCCGCAGCUAUUGACGACGAUAAGUUCCCACCAUCGACGGCCCCUCUCAAACAGCCAGAAGCCGCCCUGCUCAAAUUGCGCGCCGACCGCCAAGAAACGGAAGAUUUCUACCUCAACAAAUUUCACGAGUAUAUUCUUAAGUCCAACUUGAUGCACCGGCUGCAGGCCAAAUACGAAUUGAUUCACAAGGCGUUGGCGCAGGAUGGCUCCCAGCUGCCCACGUCCCCCAAAUUGGCUUCUCUGUCGGCCGUGGCCACAACACCAAACCCAUUAGGUGGUAAGCCACGGAGGCGAAGGAUUGGCCGCACACCACUCAUUGGUCAACCUAAACUCUUCGGUGGCAGUCUGGAAGAGUAUUUGGAGGCUACCAAUGAAGAGAUACCUUUGGUGAUGAAGAGUUGCAUCCGUGUCAUUAACCUUUAUGGGUUACACCAUCAAGGCAUCUACCGCGUCUCCGGCAGUCAGGUGGAAAUCAACAAUUUCCGCGAAUCUUUCGAACGCGGGGAAGAUCCGUUGGCCGACGUCACCGACGCCUCCGAUAUCAAUUCGGUUGCUGGCGUUUUUAAAUUGUACCUGCGCGAGCUGAGGGAGCCUCUCUUUCCAAUCCUAUUUUUUGAUCAGUUCAUGGAAUUGGCCCAGCUCGCUUCCAAAGAAGAUUUCAAAACUCGCAUGAGGGAAGUGGUUCAAACCUUGCCACGGCCUGUCUUUGUCGUUAUGCGCUAUCUCUUUUCGUUCUUGAACCAUUUGUCUGAAUACAGCGACGAGAACAUGAUGGACCCAUACAAUUUGGCCAUCUGUUUCGGCCCAACUCUAGUCCCGGUCCCUGAAGACAAGGAUCAAGUGCAGUAUCAAAAUCUGGUCAACGAAUUGAUCAAGAAUAUCAUUAUCAACGCUGAAGAUAUAUUCCCCAACGACGGCGGUCUCGUCUACGAACGCUACAUUUCCAGAGAGCCCGAUGAAGGGGAAGUAGGCGAAGCUCCAUCUGAUACCAUGUCGGAAGAAGUGGAUUCCGAAGUCUAUCCAUCAGAAGAUGAUUCAGUGUUUCGUGAGAAAGACAUCAGCUUGCAAUUGUUUGGAAAAGCGGAAACGCUGGAAGCGAUUGCCCAGUUUGAUUUCACGGCCAGAUCCCAACGUGAAUUAAGCUUCAAGAAGGGCGAUCUCUUGACGCUUUACACUCAAGUGUCGAGUGAUUGGUGGAAAGGCACCAAAGACGGUCGAGAUGGGCUCGUUCCCGAUAAAUACAUCAUGCUACGCAUCAGGGACGAGGACCGUGAACGUCUGGAAAUAGGUAAACUUUCCACCACCAGUGGAAGUAGCAGCUCAGAAGAGUCUGCCGCAGCUGCUCGCCGCCGGACAUCAAGUUCCAGCGAUGCGUCUGCUUCCUCGGCGCGACUUUCCAAAGUCCGCCAUGACAGUCGGGUGUUGACGGGUUCAGAAUCAAUUGAAUCGGAAUCACCUGCUCCUUCUCUGCCAUCACCUAGCUUGGAGAAACGUGUGCGAACUGGACCAACAGUAGCAUUGGUGCGACCGACAACCCUUUCAUGCCAGGGGCCUGCACUGCAUCCACCACCCAGUCCGAAACUAUCGACUUCAUCCCAAUCAUCAGUCACCAUCGUCUGCAAUAGCAACGGAUCUUCUACCGUCGUCUGUCCGAUAGUGACAACAACCGCGGUGUUGGAGAGUGUUGCCAAAGAGCAGAGCGUUCCAGCGGUAGCAACAGCGAUGGAGGGAGCGGUGGUAGCAGAUCCGGUGGUGCCGUCAGUGCGGAGAAUGGAGCAAGCAGCCAACGAGGUCUUGAUUAAUGCAACCCCAGUGACGCAUUUGGACGACAGCGGUGACAGGGACAGCCUGGCGGAAAGUCUAACACUCAGCGAUGAGAAGAGCCUAUGCGAUAGUUUCACUAGUCUAGACACGCUGGACCAAGAAAUGGAUCCUGAGUUGUCCGUGCCUGUCGAAAAGGUUCGGCCAGAGCCGUCUAAUCAAGCUGGCAGUUUACAGAAUUUGGAAUCUACGCUGGAAGCUGAAAACGUCCCCGUCUUCCGACGCCAGAGAUGGGAGACAAGGAGUAUGACUAACUUGGAACGCUCGAGUGGGCCUGAAAAGCCGAACAUUUCAGUAGGCGGUUGGAGCGUAGCCAAAACGACUGAAGGUGCGACCGCUGCCAAUGAUCUCGGUCCCAUAUCAGGGCCGACCAAGGGCUCUUUCGUUCGCAAACGUGACCUUUGGGAAAAGAGGACAUCAAUCACCUCUACGUCGACGGCAUCGGUGGCAUCGCCAGUCAUACCUUCACAACCUCAAAGACCGAAGCACACGCCCGACUUGGUGAUGGACUUGCCUCCUUCACUGCCGCUCAGCUCCAGCCCGAAAGAGGGCGAGACUUUGGUCGAUCCGGCCACCAGACAAAGGCAUGAAUCGGAGAGUAGCAGCAGCAGUAGCAACAGUUCCAGCCCCAGUAGUCCAGAUAUGACAACAGCAGCCGAGACGUUCGCCAUGCAGAAUCAGAGCACACUGAAGAAGAGUACCAUCAAACAGAUAAAGAAAGACAGAGCGGAUGCUGCCGUUGCAUCCGCUUCGGCUGCACCAACAGAGCCAACCGCAGCCGUUAUGGCCGUUGAGAUUACCGAAACACCGCCGCGACCAUCGGUUAAGGUCAGCGUAUCUACCUACGGAUCUGCAUCGCCCAUUUCAACAGGCAUCCGCCCCAUCACGCCCAAGAUAGCUAAUCGGUUUCCCCAUAGCAUCAACCUCUACGCCACCCCGAUGCCCGUCCUUCCCGUAGCGUUUGCAGCCGAAGCGAACGUUGCGUCUGCAAUGUCACCGGGCUCGGUUGACGCUAUCCGGCCGCAACUAAAAAUCAAGCCCCAAGUUCUCAAAAAACCCACUUUGCCCGUUUCAUUGAGUUCACCCGAAUCUUCGCGUCGAUCGGGUUUCGAUCAGGACUCUCAUCUUUGAAACCCGCUGCUUGAAUUUUAGAGGAAGGUAGUUGUACACACAUCACAAGGUAUUGAUGCGGGACCACAACCCGGGAAACCAGAUCGCUUCCAGAAUCCUUGCCAAAUUUUCCACACACGAGAAUAGAAACACCGAGUCCUGAGGGCGGAUUUUUUUUUUUGCAAUUCUUGCCGAUGAAUUGUCUUUUCCUAUACCGUUCGCGUACCUACGAAUGUCACGAGCCAGUCAAUGGUCCGAUUCCUGCGCUUGUCGUUUUUUUUAAAUUUUACGUUGUACUUCCUUCCACCGUCGCUGUCUGGUUCACCUUCAUGCGCUAUCUUCAUUUUUUUUAAAUCUAUACGUUAAAAAGUCCUACUUUGAAUCAAGAUUAAAUAUCGAUUCCCUGUGCUAUUUUCUAUCCAACAAAGUGCAAGUAUUAUCACGAUUCGUUUUUAAAAUUCCAUUCUGUCAAGUUGCAGAAUUUCCUCCAAUUUUUUUAUAUUUUUUUUUCUUUCGUAUUCUAAACACCUGUAGACCAGAAUACAAUAUUGAUCUUUUGAUCCGCGA